AGAGAGAGAGAGAGAGAGAGAGAGAGAGAGAGAGAGAGAGAGAGAAAACGACAAAGCUACAGGAUGGAAGUACGAAAGGAAAAAGAAAGAAACACGGAAAGUCCAAUGAUUUCAAUGAGCACCAUUAUCGUCCACUAUCUCGAACGUUGUCGGUAUUCAAAAAACAUGUUCCACGAAGAGUUAUUGACAUGUCGAUCGCAUACACACACACACACACAUGUCUCAGCUCUACGUCUCGACGCUAACGAUUCAUGGUCGAUGAUCAUUGUUUGCAGGUUUCUUCUUAUUGUAUCAUGCCUCACCUAUGCAUGUAGUCGCGUAACGUAUGUAACUAUCGAAAUCAAAGAAUAUUUGAUAAUAGCUUUUAAUAGAAAUUUCCAGAGAAGAAAAGUGAGUGUAGCUAAUGAGAUAUUAUUGAUCGAAAAACUCGAUCAAAUCCAAUAAUAAUUAUUUACGAUCACUGAGAAUGUAAGUCACAUAAUCGAAUAUUCGAGUUGAUAAAUAAUCAACGAUACGAUUGAAGACGAGCAACAACAUUGGCAGGAUCCUACGAGGAAUGAUUUUUGCGGCACUUUGGCUUCGACUUAGUGUGUCACCGCGAGCGAUAACCCGCUAUAAGUCUCUCGUAAACAAAAAGAAUACAGAAGCAUCUCAUGUUUAUACAUUUAUAUUAUUAUAUUGGUAUAGUAUAUGUAUAUGCGAGCUUGUAUGCGUAAUAUUAUACGUUGGGAUGAUCGGACUUACGUUAGAAACGGUUUUAUCGCUCGGAGCUGUACACGUUCAUGAUAUAUUACUUACCGUACGUAGAGAGAGUAUCUUUUUUAAUUGGGAUUAUUCGGCAAAAUCGUUGAAAGUUUUACAAGGUUACGUGCGUAUGCACCAAGACAAAUAUCGCCAUUCGGUGAACUUUAUUUUCCGCAUUGAUGUUUUACGCACGCGCAAUCGUGCGAUUAAGACGGUUUAUAGAUUUACGGAAAGAAUUAACGUUUCGUUGCCGUUGGGGCAUCGUCAUCGGAUGAUAUACGAUAAGGCACGUAGACGUCUUUCUAUUUGCGUUUUAAUUGAGGAACGUAUUGGAAAUAUAUUGGAAUUUGUUGAAUGAUAUAGCAUAUUCAAAUAGAACUCCUUAAGAAAGAAAAACAUGUUAAAUUGGAUAAUAUGGUAUGAAGAAUUGGUAAAGAUUGCUUUUGAUUUCAUCGAUCGUGGUAUAUAUCAUGCUGUUCGAUAAAAAUCCGUAAAGAUCGAUGAAGAAAGAUGAAAUAAAUGGGAUCAAAGAAUGCUUCCUUGUUCCUCGAUCUCUGGUAAAAGGAAUAUAUGUAUGUAUAAGGAGUGGGAGAAGAAUCCGGUAGCUCUGUAUGUGCCGUUACGCUUCGAGCGUAGGCGCUCGACUUUCUCCGUCUGAUCUCGGCUGCUAUCGGUCGACCGAUUUGGAGCCACGCGAGAGGAACGCUUAUAUAGGCGCACGCGUAACGAAUGAUUACGUUAAGAGCGCGUAACGCUUACCACGCGCUUCUCUUCGAAGAAUGAUUUAUCCUAUUGAUCGACUGUUAUCGAUUUUAUCAACUCGUAAGAAAUAAAUGUUCAACGCGCAGACCUUUUACUUUGAAAUGACAUUCUUAUCACAUUAUUUCGGAUUAUCAACGUUCAUCCCGCGUAUCAAGGCUUCUCCCUUCCUACACAAGAGAUAUCACAUACGAGAGAUUUACUUUACUCGCUCUCUUCAACAACAUCUUUUACAACAUCGAACAUCCACUUUAAUUCAUUUUAUUCAAGUAUUGGUAGUGCGUAAUUUUCUAAGAACUUGCAUAUUUCCUCCUCGUCAUUACUUAUCCUCCUUGCUCGUUUUCUCUCUCUCUCUCUCUCUCUCUCUCUCCCUCUCUAUUUUGCUUUCGCUCUUCGGCGUUUAUACAAUACGGAUGUUCUCUCAUAGAAAACGUUCGUUCGAUUUUCCUUAUUAUGGAGGAAAAAUGUCUUGGACGACUAGGAGAGAGGCGCUCAAGUUUUAAAUCUAAAAGAUUUUAACGUAACUUGUAACAUAAUCGAGCUUGUAACGUAAAGCUUAAAGCUUAAUCGUUGAAUCAUUGAGAGACAAAACCGAAUAGAAACCACCUGUUAUCGAUGUAACCGCGCAAGUAAGGGUAAGAGAAGCGGGAUGUAGGUAUAUGUCUUCUCCGGCAAAGAACCCGGAAGAACGGGAUCGAGGAGAGAAAGAUACGAUGGAUCGUGUGUGAUUGUGGAAGAGAACAGACGUUGCGUUGGAACACGCGUUAUAUGAUAAAUGUUAAAUUCCUCUCGAAGCAAGGCAAGGAUUUUCCUCCUUCGACUCACCGUAUCUCCCCCUUUCGCCGUUACCUUCCGCAGCUCUUCUGUUUCCUGGUUGUAUAUAGCGAAUCGAUCGACGACUAUUCUUUGCGACCCUCAAAUAAAUGAGUUCCUGCUUCAUACGUAGAUAGAUAAUUAAUAGAGAGAGAGAGAGAGAGACAAGUUGCAUUCGACUUAAUCCUUGGAGAUGUGCGUGAGAAUACGCGUACUCCACAGGCGCCUUCUUCUUUUCGUGUGCAUAUACUUACGUAUAUUAGCAACGUGUAGUUACCUACUUCCUCUUCGAGAAAGUGACACCGACUACGCUGGAAAACAGUAGUCAGAAAUCUGAGGCGUGUUAUGAAAUUGUUGCCAACGAUUCAAUUGCCACAAUUACCGCCGGUUUCCGCCGCGAGCGGAUUAACCGGGAUGGAUUCUCGACUACCACCGGGUAUAUCGUUGCCCUUUAGCCCAACGGAUUUGCUUUGGCGAUACGGACCCAGUAUGAAUUUUCCGCCAACGACACAUCCACCACCGAGUCCGUUGCUUGAUUUCAAGACGCACCUGCCUGCGAGCUUAGCCUCCGAUCCACGACUUUGGUCAAGAGAGGACGUCGCCGCGUUUCUACGGUGGGCCGAAAGGGAAUUUGAUUUGCCCCAAUUCGACAUGGAUAUGUUCCAGAUGAACGGAAAGGCGCUUUGCCUCCUAACGAAAGCCGAUCUUGGCGAAAGGUGCCCUGGGGCGGGUGACGUCUUGCACAAUGUCUUGGCGAUGCUUGCGCGCGAUUUCAAUCAGUUACAGAGGUGCCUUCCCAGUAGUCCUGUAACACCUACCAGACCAUCAGCUUAUCCGCUCAGUCCUCAUUCGCACCCGCCAACGCCUACGUGGACUGAAAAUCCAUACGCCGCAAAUCUGGCCUCACUGAUGUCCGCCAAUUCCGUUACUCUGUCUCCGGCACCGUCUGUCGAUAGCCAGGCUGGUUCACCUGGACACGCGGAUGGCAACCAGACGCAGAUUUAUAAGAGCGAUUCGGACGAGGACAAUCAUCAAGUAGGAGGAAGUAACAGUCCUCCGGCGACACCUACGGCACUCGCUGCGCAAAGACUUAGCGAAGUUUGCGUUAAGGAUCAACCGAGUCCGACGCUGCCUUCCCAAAUGAUGCCACUUACUUCGGGUGCAUAUAGGCAGGCCGCCGCGAAUACCGCGAGAGAAUUCUUUCCUAGCGACUCGUCCGAACCUAAUACCAAUGGGAGGCUUUUAUGGGAUUUUCUUCAACAGUUACUCAACGAUCCAUCUCAACGAUAUACACAUUAUAUAGCGUGGAAGAGUCGAGAGACUGGAGUUUUUAAGAUCGUUGACCCUCCUGGUUUAGCACGGUUAUGGGGUAUACAGAAAAAUCAUUUGUCUAUGAAUUAUGACAAGAUGAGCAGAGCUUUACGUUAUUACUAUCGCGUAAACAUACUUAGGAAAGUCCAGGGAGAGCGGCAUUGUUAUCAGUUUCUCCGAAAUCCAACCGAGUUGAAGAACAUAAAGAAUAUAUCUUUGUUGCGACAACAAAUGCGAAUAAAAUCGGAACCCGAGGAGGAGGGAAGCAUGACCGGAAGCGGUCUGGACACGGAAGCGGACAUGCCGACGGAUCUCUCGAUGUCCACUAUGAAUCAACCGUCGAGCGAGCAGCCUCUACCGCUACACGAUCCACCUACCAAGUACAGAAGUCACGCGUAUAAUCUCGUUAAGGCCAGUCAGGAACCGGAAGAGAGGAAGUGACGAGGGUCCUAGCGUUGAUAUCGCGCGACAGCGCACGAUUACAUACGAUAGUACGCUAUCAUUGGACGUUGGCGCUAAUGCGAAUAUGUUGCGGGCUCUCGUUUUAAAACUGGAUGCCUCCGAACGGUACGCGAAAAGACAACGAAAGGCCGUCCAGUAUCUAUACCGACGUCGUUGGAUACGAUUGAGGACGCAUUUCCGAGGGUAGCUGUGAUGAAAGUCUUUAGAAGAAGUGGAUAUCGCCAUUUGGUUACCAAUUCUAGAAUCGAUUGAAAUCGACUAGAAUCGCCUAGAAUCAAGAAUAUAAGGAAUAUAAGAUAUCGAGAAGAUCGUAGCAAGAUAUUUCUAUCGGUGGCAAACGCGAUAUGCCAAAGGAUGCCUCUCGAAUUUCGUCCAUACAUCGGUCAAAAAUCUAUUGCUGAUUAUAAUAGUACAAGAUUCCUCUCCCUUUUAUCUAAGGACUUUUGGGAGAACGAUCCUAACAGAAAGCCAAGAUUUAAUGAGAGCCUUUAUAAUCGGGCCAUAAUGGUGGGUAAGAUUUUAGCGGUCUGUGAUUAUGAACCAUUUCUCUUGAGGAAUAUGGGACUCAUAAGAAUGAGUAAAUAUCGUGGGAUUUAUCAUUGUCCAUUAUGAAUUAAUGCCUCUUACUCAAGUGCAAUCAGAUGAUAGCUAUCGGUUACCGAGCAACACACGGUUAUUAAAGGACGUUAAACUUAUUUAGAUGGAUUUCAAUAAGCGUGCAAAAUAUUUUAACAAAAAUUACGUGUAAUACGUAGGAUAUCGUAGGAUGUCGUGGUUUUUUAAGGAGAUAUUUACGAAAUAUAAUAUUUUAUUAAAUUCGGAUAUUAUAUAAUGCAUAAUAUUCAAUAAGACAACGUAAGCUGAAAAAUGGGAAAAUUGGUCGAAGGUAUACUUGCCAGGAGAUCUCUGUGCGAUCUUUGUUAAAGUUACUCCCUUGUGGAAUCAAGAUAUCACCAUCUCCAUGCUAUUCUCCCAACAUAUCGACUCUAGUAAAAAGCGAAAGAUCUGGAUUGCCUAUUAUUGUACGCUUCGUAAUACAUGAUGAUUCGUUAUAACCGUCGUGGAAAAAUACUUUAGUUUAAGCGGUGAAUCGUCGUGUCGAAUCGGUGGACGCUUCAGUGAAGCUUAAAGGUUUGCGGAUAUUCCGCUAAUGUUUCUCCAUAUCUUCUUUCAUGAAACCCUCUUUUUAAUGCGAAACGUUUUAGUUUUACUUUCUCUCCUCAAAUUUAGACUAAAUAUACUUAUAUACGUAUAUGUACCUAAUUUACGUAUGCCUAAAUUUAUGUAUAUGUACAUAUAUACGUAUAUACAUGUUUUCAUAUACGUACA
This is a messenger RNA of Vespa crabro (European hornet), 5418 nucleotides long. RefSeq names its product ets DNA-binding protein pokkuri (gene aop). Gene Ontology annotation, biological process: cell differentiation; regulation of transcription by RNA polymerase II. Bases 2662 to 4068 code for a protein of 468 amino acids. The record is from RefSeq and is a predicted model, not a curated record. Lineage: Eukaryota; Metazoa; Arthropoda; Insecta; Hymenoptera; Vespidae. The transcript is spliced from 6 exons. Gene Ontology annotation, cellular component: nucleus. Gene Ontology annotation, molecular function: sequence-specific DNA binding; DNA-binding transcription factor activity, RNA polymerase II-specific.